Letharia columbiana is the source of this 459-nucleotide messenger RNA. RefSeq lists its product as uncharacterized. The coding region runs from base 1 to 459 and encodes 152 amino acids. NCBI's taxonomy places the organism in Eukaryota, Fungi, Ascomycota, Lecanoromycetes, Lecanorales, Parmeliaceae. Gene Ontology annotation, molecular function: 7S RNA binding; endoplasmic reticulum signal sequence receptor activity. Gene Ontology annotation, cellular component: signal recognition particle, endoplasmic reticulum targeting. Gene Ontology annotation, biological process: SRP-dependent cotranslational protein targeting to membrane. The transcript is spliced from 3 exons. The record is from RefSeq and is a predicted model, not a curated record.
AUGGCUUCUGGACAUCUCAGCAUCGACGAGUUCCUAACCCGCCUUACCUCCCUCUUCGAAUCCCCCCGUGUCGCCGCCCACGGCUCCGUCUUCCUCACCCAAAAACGCCUGUCACCUCCAGAUAUCCCAUCUGGCGCAACAGACAAUCCCCUCCCACCCUCGUCGCCCUUCCCGGACCUGCACCCCCCGCAUCCUCUUCCAGUCCUGAUACGAGCAACGAACGGCAAGUCGAAGGAGAAGAAGAAGGACAAAAUCAAAAUCAGCACCGUGGUGCAAGCAGAUGAAUUGGAAGGGUUUUUCGUAAAGUAUGCGGAGGUCUGGAAGGCGGGGAUGAGCGGAUUGAAGAAGAGGGAUCGGAGUGGGAGGAAGAAGGGGAAGGCCAAGAAGAAAGGUGCGGGUCCGGGGGAGGGACAGAAAGUGAAGGAAGAGACGAAGGUGAAAGAGGAAAAGAAGGGGUGA